AGAAUUUGAUUAAAGAGGCUGUUUGGUUUGGUGGAGAUGGCAGAGUUUGAGCACCCUAAUGUGAUGACGAAUCUCAUCACUUUCCUUUCUUCUCUGCUGAAAAGGGUCUCUGAAUCAAACGACGCUAACCUUAAUCUUCAACCUCAGAGAAUCUCUGUCUUCCAUGGCUUAUCAAGACCCACGAUCUCCAUUCACAGCUAUCUGGAAAGAAUCUUCAAGUACGCUAAUUGUAGUCCCUCUUGCUUCAUUGUCGCUUAUGUCUAUCUCGAUCGUUUCACUCAGAGACAACCUUCUUUACCCAUCAAUUCCUUCAAUGUUCAUCGCCUCCUCAUUACCAGCGUCAUGGUUGCUGCAAAAUUCAUGGACGACAUGUACUAUAAUAAUGCAUACUAUGCAAAAGUGGGGGGGAUAAGCACAAUGGAGAUGAAUUUUCUGGAGCUGGAUUUCCUAUUCGGGAUGAGUUUUCACUUAAACGUCACACCAAACACCUUCCGAGCUUACUGUGUACAUCUCCACGGAGAAAUGUUGCUCAUGCAACCUCCUUUGGAUUUUCCCAAUUCUUCAUUAAGCUUACUAGCAAUAUCAUCUUCUUCUUCUUCAUCAUCCCUAAAGGCCCAUUUAUUAUGUUCCAGUGAUGAAGAAUCUAAUAAUUCUCAUCAUCAAAAGCAGCAACAGCAACAAGAAUUAGCUGUUUGAUGAUAUGUAUGUUUGUUAAUGCAUUCCCUCAAUGCAUACGAUGAUGCCUUGUAGUAUAGCUUGUACAUUGGAUUGAACUUAAUUGUUCUAAUUAUUAUGUUAUUACAGAUUGGC
Molecule: messenger RNA, 810 nt
Organism: Neltuma alba
Lineage: Eukaryota; Viridiplantae; Streptophyta; Magnoliopsida; Fabales; Fabaceae
Product: cyclin-U4-1
Exons: 2
Coding region: 37-696 (219 amino acids)
Biological process (GO): regulation of cyclin-dependent protein serine/threonine kinase activity
Molecular function (GO): protein kinase binding
Source: RefSeq, a predicted model, not a curated record